Molecule: messenger RNA, 588 nt
Organism: Trichoderma asperellum CBS 433.97
Lineage: Eukaryota; Fungi; Ascomycota; Sordariomycetes; Hypocreales; Hypocreaceae
Source: RefSeq, a predicted model, not a curated record
AUGAAGCGUCAAUAUCUCUCCCUCCUAGCAUUUGACGCUACAGCCGUCUUGGCUGCGCCUGGAAUCCAACUGGGCGAGGACAUCGAGGUCCGGGACAACUGCCCCCACGACAACCUUCUUCGGUGCCUCAUCGCCAGCCCCAGUAUCGCAAUUCCUUUCUGCAGUUCUUCGGCGAACGUACUGAUCUCUCUGCCGACCGUGACUGUUACAGUCACACCCACUUCCUUCGUCACUGCCACGGACGUGACUACAGAUAUCGAAACGGUGACUGAUACAUCUAUAGUGUUACUAACGGUCAGCCCGAGCUCGACAGCGGCCGAGAUACUAACCUCCUCGCCCCCGGAGAAGAGGGAGAGAAAGAAGUACUGCCCGGCGCCAAACUGCAUCAGAGCGUUGAACCCUAACCCAUCGUCCGCAUCGCAUGGAUGCUCUUGCUUCUCAGGAAGCUAUCUUGCCACCGCUUCGACGUUUACUUCUACGAUAACUGCCCCGACUGUUACAAAGGCGUCGCAGACCCUUUGGAGAACGAAGCUGUCGACGGCCACGGUUAUUGUUACAAUGUACGUAUAUGUUCGGAGUCAUUCUUAG